UCCCCCUCUCUUUUUAGUACAUUAUCCAAUUAACAAACCACCUCUGCAAUUACAAGAGCAAUAUCUCUCUCUCUGUCUCUCGCUCUUCCUACCAUGUCAACAGGAAGAGACCGUCUGCUGAAGAGCGUGAAGAAAUUUGCUGAUUUUCAAUACAAGAUCUUCACAGCUCGAUAUGGCCAACAGCUCAUUGACAUUUUCGAGUUCCCUAUUAAGCUUGUUCUCUCUCCUUUUACUCUUGCCAUUGACAUUGCUGGCUCUGCUCCACGCGGGUUUGGCGUGCCCGAGUUGGUUUCCAAGCUCUCUUACAUGUCAAUCUUUGCAGUUGCUACCCUAGGGACUUAUGACAUAGCAUUAGAGCUGGGAAAGAAGGUGAUAUGUCAGAGGAACUGUGGAACCUGCAAUGGUUGGCAGGCAUUGCGGUGUACCAUGUGUAGAGGAUCAGGGAGGGUGCACUACCAAGUGAAAAAUUACACCUUGAAAAGUGGAGAGAAGGCAACAGCUGAAUGUGUUGCAGAUGCCAUUGCUGAU
Prunus avium (sweet cherry) is the source of this 528-nucleotide messenger RNA. Lineage: Eukaryota; Viridiplantae; Streptophyta; Magnoliopsida; Rosales; Rosaceae. The record is from RefSeq and is a predicted model, not a curated record.